Ziziphus jujuba (common jujube) is the source of this 2158-nucleotide messenger RNA. Its product is annotated as protein NRT1/ PTR FAMILY 8.1. The transcript is spliced from 5 exons. Gene Ontology annotation, biological process: transmembrane transport; oligopeptide transport. Lineage: Eukaryota; Viridiplantae; Streptophyta; Magnoliopsida; Rosales; Rhamnaceae. The record is from RefSeq and is a predicted model, not a curated record. The coding region runs from base 286 to 1992 and encodes 568 amino acids. Gene Ontology annotation, molecular function: tripeptide transmembrane transporter activity. Gene Ontology annotation, cellular component: membrane.
CAUACAAUAUGACAAGUUGGCUCUUGCUAUGAGCGAGCAAGAACCGGGCUUACUGUCCUGGUUUUGCUCGUAUUUUUAAAUUCAAUAUAUUACUAAUACACUUCCACUACAACUUCAUCACCAACCACAUAAAACUUCCCAAUUCUUUGUUCCUUGUUUUUGGUUUUCUAUUAAUUUUUUUCCCCUAUUCCUCUUUCUCUCUUCACUCUCAAGGUGAGUUUUUGGACAAAAAUACUAAGAAAGACGAGUAAAGGCAGUAGCUGAUAACAAAUCUGGAAGGAGACCAUGGCAGAAGAUGACAUUUACACAAAAGAUGGAACGGUGGACGUCCAUGGAAAACCUGCUAAUAAGAAGAAGACUGGAAAUUGGAAAGCAUGCCGCUUCAUUCUUGGAAAUGAAUGUUGUGAAAGGUUAGCAUACUAUGGGAUGAGUACCAAUCUUGUGAACUAUCUUCAGGAUCGUCUCAACCAGGGAAAUGUCACCGCAUCGAAUAAUGUUACGAAUUGGUCUGGAACUUGCUACAUCACACCAUUAAUUGGAGCCUUCCUAGCAGAUGCAUACUUGGGAAGAUAUUGGACGAUUGCUGGUUUCUCAAUUGUUUAUGUCUUUGGGAUGACACUCUUAACGCUGUCUUCAUCGGUCACUGGACUAAAGCCAUCAUGUAACAAGGAUGGUUGCCAGGCAACUACUUCACAGGCUGCUGUUUGCUUUGUAGCUCUUUAUUUGAUUGCACUUGGUACUGGUGGAAUCAAGCCUUGUGUUUCAUCUUUUGGUGCGGAUCAAUUUGAUGAAACUGAUGAGACUGAGAAGAAAAAGAAGAGUUCUUUUUUUAAUUGGUUUUACUUGUCAAUCAAUAUUGGAGCACUAAUUGCAUCAUCAGUCUUGGUUUGGAUACAAAUGAAUGUGGGAUGGGGAUGGGGCUUUGGAAUCCCGGCAGUGGCAAUGGCCAUUGCAGUUGUGUCUUUCUUCUCAGGCAGCAGGUUAUACCGCCUUCAAAAACCUGGUGGAAGUCCCUUUACAAGGAUAUUUCAGGUUAUUGUUGCCUCCUUUCGGAAAUUGAAUGUAGAAGUUCCUGCUGAAGAGUCUCUACUCUAUGAGACUGCUGACAUGGAAUGUAAUAUCAAAGGAAGCCGUAAGCUUGAGCACACAGACAAGCUAAAGUUCUUUGAUAAGGCUGCUGUGGAGACGCAGACUGACAGCAUAAAGGGCUUGACAAACCCAUGGAGGCUCUGUACAGUUACUCAAGUUGAGGAGCUGAAGUCCAUUAUCCGGUUGCUUCCAGUAUGGGCAACGGGAAUAGUCUUUUCUACUGUAUACAGUCAAAUGAGCACCAUGUUUGUGUUGCAAGGCAAUACGAUGGACCAGCACAUGGGCCCACACUUCAAGAUUCCAUCUGCAUCUCUCUCCCUCUUUGAUACUCUGAGUGUGAUCUUCUGGGCUCCUGUAUACGACCAAAUCAUUGUCCCUUUUGCAAGAAGGUUCACUGGCCACGAACGAGGCUUCACCCAGCUUCAACGUAUGGGCAUUGGCCUUGUCAUAUCCAUCAUUGCCAUGAUCGCUGCUGGGGUUUUGGAGGUUAUCCGGCUUGACAAUGUGAGGAAGAACAACUAUUACGACCUUGAGUACAUUCCCAUGUCAAUUUUCUGGCAGGUCCCGCAAUACUUCCUUAUAGGGUGUGCAGAAGUUUUCACAUUCAUAGGACAGUUGGAGUUUUACUAUGACCAGGCACCGGAUGCUAUGAGAAGCUUAUGCUCGGCUCUCUCACUCACAACUGUCGCAUUAGGCAAUUACUUGAGCACGCUGCUUGUUACCAUUGUAACUAAAGCCACCACCAGGGGUGGGAAGCUUGGUUGGAUUCCAGAUAACUUGAACAGGGGGCAUCUUGACUAUUUUUACUGGCUCUUGGCCGUUCUUAGUCUGCUCAACUUCUUUGUUUAUCUCUGGAUUUCCAAGUGGUAUACUUACAAGAAGGUUGCAGGGCAUCCUGGCUGAUAUUACCCUUGACGACCUGAUAGUUAGUUUUUCAGUUCAUCUUAUAGCCUACUUUUACUAUUGUUUUAAUUUUUCAGUUAGUUUUAAUGGUACUUGUAAAUAUUGCUUGGGAUUUACUUUAAUUCUCAAUAUUAAUAUGACGUGUUUGUUAGCUGUUUUAUGUUUU